ACAAUUUCUGAAGGUUAAUUAGUUGUAUGUACAUACGGGACAGAUUGGUCGCAUGAGUUUGUCCACUGAACAUAAUAGUGCUACUAAUAGUGAGCAAGAAAAUCAGCCAGAUAAAGUGAUACUUCUGCUUAAGGCUGCUGGAAAUGCUCCUGUAAUGAAAAAGAUGAAGUGGUCUGUAAGCAGGAAGCAGAAAAUCCAUUGGGUAGUGGAUUUUAUAAGGAAAUAUAUAUCAUGUGCUCCUUCUGAAUCUUUAUUUCUCUACGUAAAUCAGUGUUUCGCACCGGCCAUGGAUGCUGAGAUAGGUUCAUUGUAUGACUGUUUCAGUGUAGAAGGAAAACUAAUUUUACAUUAUUGUAAAACUCAGGCGUGGGGAUGAAAAUAUAUUUUCUGUUUAUACUUAUACUUUAACUCACACUUUUAUUUCCUUUUUAGUUCAAUGCAGGCUCGGCAAGUAAAAGUAGAUGGUUUGUUCCUAGUUUUCGACUAACAUUUUUUGCCAGUUGGUAAUUUAAUCAGUUACUUUAUUGAAUCUGUGAUUCAUUUGUAUUUAUACGAAAGAAAUGUUUACCCCCGUGCUUCUUUUACUGACUUUGUCGCUUUUGGCCUGCAUUUAAAGGUAAUCUAUUGCAAUUUCUUGUAACUUUAUCUAUAUAAUAUGAUUAUCAG
Molecule: messenger RNA, 666 nt
Organism: Schistosoma bovis
Lineage: Eukaryota; Metazoa; Platyhelminthes; Trematoda; Strigeidida; Schistosomatidae
Source: the annotation of a GenBank genome assembly